Phacochoerus africanus (Common warthog) is the source of this 2997-nucleotide messenger RNA. RefSeq names its product peptidase, mitochondrial processing subunit alpha (gene PMPCA). Gene Ontology annotation, molecular function: metalloendopeptidase activity; metal ion binding. NCBI's taxonomy places the organism in Eukaryota, Metazoa, Chordata, Mammalia, Artiodactyla, Suidae. Gene Ontology annotation, cellular component: mitochondrion. The record is from RefSeq and is a predicted model, not a curated record. Bases 38 to 1615 code for a protein of 525 amino acids. The transcript is spliced from 13 exons.
CGGAAGUGACGACAGAAGCGGUGGGCGGAGACCCAAGAUGGCGGCCAUGGUGCUGGCGGCGACGCGGCUGCUGCGAGGCUCGGGCUCCUGGGGCCGCUCGCGGCUGAGGUUCAGCGCCCCUGCGGGCAGACAGUUCAGUAGCGGCGGUGCCUAUCCCAACAUACCCCUCUCUUCCCCGCUACCGGGGGUCCCCAAGCCUGUCUUUGCUACAGUCGAUGGACAAGAGAAGUUUGAAACCAAAGUCACCACACUGGAUAACGGGCUUCGCGUGGCAUCUCAGAAUAAGUUUGGACAGUUCUGCACGGUAGGAAUUCUUAUUAAUUCAGGAUCAAGAUAUGAAGCGAAGUAUCUUAGUGGAAUUGCUCACUUUUUGGAAAAAUUGGCAUUUUCGUCUACCGAUCGGUUUGCCAGCAAAGAUGAAAUCUUGCUUACCUUGGAAAAGCACGGGGGCAUCUGUGACUGCCAGACGUCGAGAGACACCACCAUGUAUGCUGUGUCUGCCAAUUCUAAGGGCCUGGACACGGUGGUCGGCUUGCUGGCGGACGUGGUCCUGCACCCCAGGCUAACAGACGAGGAGCUGGAGAUGACGCGGAUGGCUGUCCAGUUUGAGCUGGAGGACCUGAACAUGAGGCCCGACCCGGAGCCGCUGCUCACCGAGAUGAUUCACCAGGCUGCUUACCGGGAAAACACGGUCGGCCUCCAGCGCCUCUGCCCCGCGGAGAACAUAUCGAAGAUGGACCGGGCGGUGCUGCACGCCUACCUGAGGAACUACUACACCCCCGACCGCAUGGUGCUGGCCGGGGUGGGGGUGGAGCACGGGCACCUGGUGGAAUGUGCCCGAAAGCACCUCCUGGGCAGCCGGCCGGCGUGGGGCAGUGACGGGGCCGCGCAGGUGGACAGGUCGGUGGCACAGUACACCGGGGGCAUCGUCAAGCUGGAGCGGGACAUGUCCAACGUCAGCCUGGGCCCCGCCCCGUUCCCCGAGCUCACGCACGUCAUGAUCGGCCUGGAGAGCUGCUCCUUCCUGGAGGCCGACUUCAUCCCCUUCGCGGUGCUCAACAUGAUGAUGGGCGGGGGCGGCUCCUUCUCGGCCGGCGGCCCCGGCAAGGGCAUGUUCACCCGGCUCUACCUCAACGUGCUCAACAGGCACCACUGGAUGUACAACGCCACCUCCUACCACCACAGCUACGAGGACACGGGCCUCCUGUGCAUUCACGCCAGCGCCGACCCGAGACAGGUCCGAGAAAUGGUGGAGAUCAUCACGAGAGAGUUCGUGCUGAUGGCCGGAGCCGUGGGUGUGGUGGAGCUGGCGCGGGCCAAGACGCAGCUGACGUCCAUGCUCAUGAUGAACCUGGAGGCCAGGCCCGUCGUCUUCGAGGACGUGGGCAGGCAGGUGCUGGCCACGCGCUCCAGAAAGCUGCCCCACGAGCUGUGCGCGCUCAUCCGCGACGUGAAGCCAGAGGACAUCAAGAGAGUUGCCUCGAAGAUGCUCCGUGGCAAGCCGGCCGUGGCCGCCCUGGGGGCCCUGGGCCACCUGCCGACGUACGAGCACAUCCAGGCGGCGCUGGCCAGCAAGGACGGGCGGCUGCCCAGGACCUACCGCCUCUUCCGCUAGAGCCCGGGGCCGGCGGCGCCUUCUGCUGCGUUCUCUGGGGUGACUUUACAGCCGUGCAGGCUGCGGGCUCUCCCCAGGCGCAAAAGGACGAAUCUGAUGUCUCCAGAGCAGUCCCCGCAGAGCUGAAUGUGCCAAUCAGUGGAAUAAAGCUUUACUCCGUCGCAGCUGCAAACCGAGAGCGCGAGGCUCCACGGGGUCGGCCCUGCGUCCUCACACCCCCGGGCCUUUGAGCAGGUGGGGCCCCGCCAGGGUCGCUGGUGCUUCACUGAGGCCAGCCGGCCGUCGGGAGGCCCGUGCCACCGGCCCCGCUCUGGCCACGCGGUCCCUGGUGACGCACAAGCCGGCUGCCCUCCCCCAGCCUGACAGGUGAGGUGGCGCUCGCGCCGCGAGCAGGAAGCUGCACCCUGACCCCAGAGGCGCCGACGGGGGUCAGCGAGGCCUGCGGACGUGCUGAGGGCGGAGGCCCGAGGAGCCCUGGGCUGCGGUUCAGGGCGGCCCCCCGGCCAUCGGCGGGCUGGGCGGAAACAGCCGCACGGUUUUUUCUAGGGAAGACAAACCCGCGAGGCAGAGGCGGUGGCCCUGCGGUGUGGCUGGGAGGGUCCGACUGCCAUCCCCUCGCGGCGGAGGUGGCUGGCGUGGGGGGGGGGGCACCGUCUCUGGAGCUUCGUGUGGGAGCAGCGUGCCUGGCGGGGAGGCCACGCUGCCCGGGUCGGGGAGGAGUGCCUCCCGCAGAGCCGGCGGCACGGCCUGCCUCCUGCCUCCUGGAAGCUGCCCCGGUGUCUAGUGGGGGCGGCGCUCGUGGGCCCUGCUCCCCGACGCCCUGCGCCUUCCCCCCACUUCAGCUCCCUGAGCGGCCAGGCCUGAGCAGGACUGGGGCAGCCCAGCCGGCUGGGCAGGACUCGGCGCCUUGGAGGGCGGGAGCCAGGCUUCACAUUCAGCCUCGUGCUUGUCGGUCGUGCCCCACAGUUCUUCCUGGAGCUUGCUUUGCAGACCCUGGCGGCUUCCUUUGCGUCGAUGUGCAUUUUCACCUGCCUUUCCAAGUGAGCUCCGUUCCCGCGGACUCCCGCGGCUGUUGCGAAGUAACUGCCUCACUUUGGACGCAGGAGACCUAGGUGGUGACCCCAGGACAGGGAGCUCAGUCUCAAGCCACGCGCCAGGGCCACGUUAACGCUGCCUUUGUGACGGAAGGAUCUCAAGUCACUGAUCCAGAACUCGGCACAUUCGUUUGAGCAGAAUUUUAUACAGACGAUCCUAGCUGCUUGAAACUGGAAGGGAUUGCCUGUCCCUUCUCAUUAGCGGGACCUCUUGUGUCUGAACAGAGCGGGUACCUUGAAAUUUCACAUGUUUUGGAAGCUGAGACUAAUAAAAGUUUGAGACACUCA